AUGCUUAUUCUUCUUCGUCUGGCUUCUAUUCUAUUGUUUCUCAGCUUUAUUGCAUGCUCACCCCUCGAAACACGAGGUUUAGGUUCGAGACUGUUGAGAGGUGUGAAGGCUACUUUAUUUUCUGGUGCGGGCACAUUUUAUGAAGUAGGUUCAGGAUCGUGCGGUGAAUAUGAUACCGAUGAUAUGUUGGUGGUGGCUGUCAAUAAGGCUCAAAUGCAAAAUGGACCGAAUCCAAAUAACAAUCCUCUUUGUCAAAAUACGGUGUUCAUUACGGGAAACAGAGGUAGCACCUCUGCUCGGGUAGUUGAUACAUGUCCUGCUUGCCCACAAGGUGCACUUGACAUGUCGCCCAAAGUAUUUGAACUUGUAUGUGGUUCUUUAUCUGCUGGUGUUUGUACUAUAAGCUGGAGCUUUACAUAAAAAAAAAAUCUGAAUCCCAUUUGUUUGUUCCUUGAAAUUCAUUUCCUCGCACAAUUUUCAUAGGCUUAAACCCCUUUUUAUUUUUAUAAGAAAC
This is a messenger RNA of Mucor mucedo, 514 nucleotides long. RefSeq lists its product as uncharacterized. Lineage: Eukaryota; Fungi; Mucoromycota; Mucoromycetes; Mucorales; Mucoraceae. The coding region runs from base 1 to 420 and encodes 139 amino acids. The record is from RefSeq and is a predicted model, not a curated record. The transcript is spliced from 4 exons.